Molecule: messenger RNA, 3349 nt
Organism: Lineus longissimus
Lineage: Eukaryota; Metazoa; Nemertea; Pilidiophora; Heteronemertea; Lineidae
Product: collagen alpha-3(VI) chain-like
Exons: 13
Coding region: 2-3313 (1103 amino acids)
Source: RefSeq, a predicted model, not a curated record
CAUGGGAGGUACCAACACUGGAUCGGCCAUUUCCUUUUUGCGGAAGACCAUGUUUACCGUUGCAAACGGCGACCGACCUGGGGUACCAGAUGUGGCCAUUGUUGUGACGGAUGGGAAGUCCAAUGAUCCAGUUUCAACUUUGACGGAGGCCCAGUUGGCGCAUGAUGCCAACAUCACCUUGGUCGCUCUCGGAAUAGGAGGCGGGGUAGACAGUAAUGAACUUAACAAUAUCGCCUCGGAUCCUGAUAGCGAGAAUGUGUAUGAGGUGGCUGAUUUCGAUUCUUUGAGCACUAUUGUGGACUCUCUGACAUCGUCAACUUGCGGAGUGGCAGGACCAGUGACAGCAGGUGGUGGCAAUGGGACAUCUGGGAGUGGACCUGGCCCUGCAGUCACUACGGUAGCAGUUUCAACCACACCGGCCCCAGCCUGCAGGUCUAACCAACGCGCUGAUAUCGUAUUUGUCCUCGACUCCUCCGGAAGUAUCGGAGGUGAUAACUUCGUCAAAGUCAAGCAAUUUAUUGCUGAUGUCGUUUCUAAGUUCGACGUUGGGGGUGCGACAGUAAGGAUCGGUCUCGUGACGUACACAUACAAAGCUAGGCUACAAUUCCACCUGAAUGCUUACACCAACUUAGCAGACAUUCUGACCGCUAUUCAGAAUGUACCCUACAUCACUGGGAGUACCAAUACAGCCUCUGGAAUAGCGUACAUGAGGGAUGUGAUGUUCACCGCCCCGAAUGGAGAGAGGACGGGCGUACCUAACAUAGCCAUCGUUAUUACUGAUGGGAAAUCCCUCAGCAUGGACUGGACCCUAGGCGAUGCCCAGGCGGCGAAGGAUGCAGGCAUCACCCUAUUAGCACUUGGUGUUAGCAAGUCCGUCUUCAUGGAUGAGAUAAAUGGUAUUGCCUCCGACCCCGACUCUGACCAUGCCUUCUCUGUGCUUAAGUUUGAUGAUUUAGGAACUUUAGUCCAGGAUGUCGCGGAUAGUGCCUGCGAAGCCAUACCCGAGGGGAUUACCGGAAGAAGAAAGAGAAGGCCAUUUUGGUCUUUCAGUAAAGAGACAACGACGACAAAGCCUAGCCCAGUGACAGUGCCUGUACCGAUGUCCGGAACCCCGGUUUGCGUGACGUCACAAAAAGCUGAUAUAGUUUUCAUGAUGGAUUCAUCUGGGAGCAUUCAGCUCAUCAACUUCGUCAAACUAAAACAAUUUGUCCAUGACGUCAUCGACCAUUUCGACAUCGGACCAUCCGGUAUAAACGUAGGUGUGAUGACGUUUGGAUUCUAUCCAAUCUUGCAGUUCAAUUUGGACGCCUUUACCUCCAAAACCGACAUUCAGGAUGCCAUCAUGAAGACGUGGUACAUUCCAGGUUUUACCAACACAGCGGCUGCCAUUACGUACAUGAGGCAGACGAUGUUCACUGCCAGUAAUGGCGAUCGUAGCUCCGCACCGAAUAUUGCUGUAAUUAUCAGUGAUGGAAAAUCCAGCGACAAAUCUAAGACUGUCGCUGAGGCCGCACUUGCAAAGGCCGAUAACAUAACAAUGAUUGCCAUUGGAGUUGGAAGCGAUGUCGAUAAGCAGGAAUUGGAUGACGUUGCGUCGGAUCCUGAUUCAAACCACUCCUUUGACGUUGCUUCAUUUGAUGGACUGGCCGCUCUCAAUAUGUUGAUUGCUCAAACAACUUGUAAUGUGGCUGCGCCUCCAACUUCGACCUGCUCUACCACUGAACGAGCCGACAUCGUCUUUGUGAUGGAUUCUUCGGGCAGUAUCGGCCGCUCCAACUUUAAAACAAUGACACAAUUCGUCCAUGAUGUGGUUGGCACUUUCAACAUCGGAGUAUCCAAUGUCAACGUCGGUCUCAUGAAAUAUGGCUUCCAACCAGCUUUAGAGUUCAAUUUGAACAAAUACACGACGAAAGCAGACACUCUAGCUGCUAUUUUGAAUAUCAAAUAUAAAUCUGGUUUUACAAACACCGGUGGGGCCAUCGCGUACAUGCGGACGAGUAUGUUCACUAAUGCUAAUGGUGAUCGUCCUGGGGUGAAAAAUAUCGCCGUUGUCAUCUCCGAUGGGAAUUCCCGUGAUUCUGCAAGCACUGUCCUAGAAGCUGCUCUAGCUAGAGAUGCCAACAUCACCAUGAUAGCUAUUGGCAUCGGGUCCAAAGUCGACCAGCAGGAGUUGAACGACAUUGCCUCAGAUCCGGAUAGGAAAUAUGCUUUUGACAUAUCAACAUUUGAUGCACUUGGUACAUUCAAGGACACGCUUGCGGAGACCACUUGUAUUGCUGCUGCGGUUCCUACCACUGUAGCACCACCAACAACUACACCAACGACAACACCCACCACAAUACCAACGACAACUUCUACCACUACGCCAAGUACAACCUCAACUACGCCUAGCACUACACCCGGUACGACGCCAACCAGUACAACUCCAACGACGACAACUCCGAUUCCAACCAUUGAAGCCUGCAUUGGUAACGUCGCCGAUGUGGUCUUUGCCGUCGAUGCAUCGGGAAGUAUCGGACAGAUAAACUUCCAAAAAGUCAGGAAGUUCCUUAACAACAUCAUAUCCGUCUUCGACAUCGCAUCAAAUACAACCAGAGUUGGCCUUCUCCGAUACAGCGACAUCCCGGUUUUAGAAUUCCAUAUGAACUCCCAUCUAAACAGACCAGAUGUGCUGACUGCGGUUUCUAACAUUGGUUACUACGGAGGAGGCACCAGGACAUCUGACGCGAUCAAAUUCAUCGUUGACCAGUCAUUUACCGCCUCAAAUGGCGACAGACCAGGAGUGCCGAACAUUGCCAUUAUCAUCACUGACGGCAAAUCGAAUGACCAGCUUGCCACCAGGCUUGAAGCAGAUCGAGCUAGAGCGAAUGGAAUUACGUUAUUUGCUGUUGGCAUAAGCAACGCUACUAACCCUGGGGAGAUAAGCGACAUAGCCGAUGAUCCUGAUGCGAAGUUCGUAUUUACUGUCGAGGACUUUGAUGCGUUGAGCAGUAUUCAGUAUCAGUUGGCAGAAGUAUCAUGUCAAGUAACCGGACGACCUGUGGUCACCACAAGUGCCGCCCCCUGCACAGACUUGAUCGCUGAGUGUGGCCUCUUCGAUGCAGAGGUAUGCAAGUUGAACUUGUUCGAUGCCCAGACCCAAUGUCCACUGACUUGCGGAAUGUGUACCCCAACAGGAAAAAGAGAGGCUGUAGACCGAGCCACAGCAAAGCCAAUAAGGUGGCAGGAUGGAUGUCCUAUUUGGCCACUUCGGCCAGAGUGUUCACUGACCAAACCGAGUGAUGGCAGUUGUCCGUUCCCUCUUUGCUCUUGAAGUCUUGGGAUAACAGGCUUUCCUUUCUCUUUUCCU